Molecule: messenger RNA, 825 nt
Organism: Adineta steineri
Lineage: Eukaryota; Metazoa; Rotifera; Eurotatoria; Adinetida; Adinetidae
Source: the annotation of a GenBank genome assembly
AUGGCUGAAUUAGUAUCAUUAGAUUCAAUAAAUCGAUCAGAGUCAAGUGCAUCAUUACAAUCAAAUGCAACUGUUAAUUCUAGACAUUCAUCAAUUUGUUCAUUAUAUAGUACAGUAAGUACACGAAGACGAUAUGGAUUUCUUAAUAAAAUGGGAAAUGGUUUCCAAUCAGUCUUUCGACGAAUAACAAAAACACACAAAACAUUAUCUGAUAAGGAAAUUCAAAUAUUAUCUACAGUCACAAAUUUUGAUCGUGAACAAAUUCUCCAAUGGCAUCAAAAAUUUCUAGGUGAUUGUCCAAAUGGUUAUAUGACACGAAAACAAUUCGUAUCUAUGUAUAAAACUUUAUGUCCAAAUGCUAAUGCUGAACGUUUUGCUCGACAUAUAUUUCGUGCGUUUGAUCUUGAUAGAUCGAAUACAGUUGAUUUUCGAGAAUUUCUUAUUGGUUUAUCGAUAACAUCAUCAUCAAGUUCAAUACAAACAAAACUUGAAUGGUUAUUUCAAGUAUUUGAUAUUGAUGGAAAUGGUUUAUUAACACGUAUGGAAUGUUUAGAAGUGAUUGAUGCAAUUGUAAGAUUUAAUCAUCAACCAAUGGUUGAAGAUAAUUUUAAUAUUGAACAAUUAGUUCUUUCAGCUAAACGAAGUAUGAUGAAAAUAUUUGAUAAUAUAUCUGAAAGAAAUUGUAAUUCAUUAACAAUGGCAGAAUUUGUCGAAGGAUGUUAUCAAGAUAAAUUAAUUUCACAAUUAUUAGCACCAAAUCAAGAAAAUGGUCAGAGUUCGACAAGUACGCAAAAUACUCAUGAUAUGUCUAUAAUUACUGAAUAA